GGAGUAAUUGGAAGAGAAGAUACAGUCAGCUAUUUUGGUGCCCAAAAGAUCAACAAGUCCUUCUCAGAGUAAGACUCAAGACUCAAAGUUGCUCUACUCUCUCUCUCUUUCUGUCGCUUUCUUGCGAGCUAGCUUUGUUCUCUCCGAAAUCUCUUUACGCGUAUGAAAGAUCGGAGCUUUUGGGGUUCAAUUUCAAGCAUUUCUCUCUUCAAAUGAGCAUCAGAGGAUAUUGGGAUUCAUUGUAGUCUGUAUUUUGUCUUCUGUAUAGUUCGCCCCCCAUGGCCAUCCGAGGCGUCGAUUUCAAGUGGUACGAUGGGUUCUUCUUGUCUAUGCUCGCGACAAGUGUAUUCUUUAACCGGUUCACUAACAGAGUCAUUGUUGCAAUUAAUUGGAAACGGUACCAUACCUGUACAUACCCGUUGCACAUAUGGAUCGUGGUUGAUUACACUACCGUGUUUGUUUUUCGGAUGUUGAUGUUUGUGGAUAAUGGGCUUGCCUCUGGAAUGGGUUUGGAUUUUGGGUGGCAGCAGAGAUAUGCUCGUUUCUGCGGAAGAGUAGUGGUCCUUUCAAUUCUUUCUCUGCUACUCUAUCCAUUUCUUUGGACUUGGACAGUAAUUGGUACGCUGUGGUUUAGAAAAUCAAAGGACUGUUUGCCUGAAGAUGGUCAGAAAUGGGGUUUUCUUAUUUGGUUACUUUUUAGUUACUGUGCACUACUUUGUGUUGCUUGCAUGUCGAUUGGGAAGUGGUUGACACGAAGAGAGGCACACUUAUUGCGUGCUCAACAAGGGAUUCCUGUUUCAGAAUAUGGGGUUUUGGUUGAUAUGAUUCGGGUGCCAGACUGGGCAUUUGAAGCUGCUGGUCAAGAAACUAGAGGGAUGGGCCAAGAUGCUGCUGCAUACCAACCCGGACUUUACUUGACUCCAGCACAGACAGAAGCAGUGGAAGCACUCAUUCAGGAGCUUCCAAAGUUCAGACUGAAGGCUGUUCCAACUGAUUGCAGUGAAUGUCCAAUAUGCUUAGAAGAGUUCCAUGUAGGCAAUGAGGUUCGUGGCCUGCCUUGCGCUCACAAUUUCCAUGUAGAAUGCAUCGAUGAGUGGCUUCGACUGAAUGUGAAAUGUCCUCGGUGCCGUUGCUCAGUCUUCCCAAAUCUCGACCUUAGUGCUAUAUCCAAUCUCCGUCCUGAAUCUGAGCGGUCAUCUGUCAGCGUGUUGACAGCUAACCGGUACGUGAGAACCCAACCUUACAGUCAGAGCUAUUUGUUGAGGUUACAGGGUCUGCUCCGCCCAGUCCGUAUGGAAAAUGCAGGUGUAGGUCCAUCAGGCACUGCGGCAGACACUGCUCUGGAAACUUCCGAGUAUGGAGGCGUUGCUCUGUCUACUCGGGAUCCAUCAAGCCCAAGGCCGGUCUCUUCCGCCGGACAUAUUGUUGUUGUUGACUCCACCGCACAACAACAAUAGACUGUUUCCUGAAUUACAUUUCCCAAAUGUUAACUGAAUUUCCUAACCCACAUGCCGAGGAAGGCUUAAUGGUAUUUAAUCUGUGUACCUGCCCAUUGCUUGGCAUGCUUUUGUAAUGGCUGUUGCUUGCUAAAGUCUAAAUCUUUUGCCAUCUUUUGGCACUGUGGUGAUGGAUAUGAGAACCGAAUCUGAUUGGUUAACCAAUGCAGAUUAGAUGUACUGUUUCAUGAAUGUGAAGGCCACUUUCAGGUGAAAUACUCUACACGGUUUAUCAAAGCUCCUCCCCUUUUCCUUUU
Prunus avium (sweet cherry) is the source of this 1753-nucleotide messenger RNA. RefSeq names its product SUGAR-INSENSITIVE 3 (gene SIS3). The record is from RefSeq and is a predicted model, not a curated record. Gene Ontology annotation, molecular function: ubiquitin-protein transferase activity. Lineage: Eukaryota; Viridiplantae; Streptophyta; Magnoliopsida; Rosales; Rosaceae. Gene Ontology annotation, biological process: sugar mediated signaling pathway.